Molecule: messenger RNA, 1056 nt
Organism: Rotaria socialis
Lineage: Eukaryota; Metazoa; Rotifera; Eurotatoria; Philodinida; Philodinidae
Source: the annotation of a GenBank genome assembly
AUGCAAUUUGCUCAUACAAAAACACAAACAACAAAGCCUAAACGAAGUAAUUCAAUGCUAAUUCACGAUGAUGAAGAUUUCGAUAUAUCUUUGUCAUCGAUGUCAAUCGGUUUAAGUUCGAAACUUCGUACACAUCUAUCGGCUCGAAAUUGUUGUGAUUGUCGUCUUGUUUACACAUGUAAUGGUUUAUCAUCAGCUGUUCUAUGCCAUCGGCUUGUUCUAAGUGCAUCAUCAGUCUAUUUUCGUUUAUUUUUCAAAUACAAUCAACCUCAAUCAGCCUAUGAUUCAAGUCAACAAUGUUAUUUAAAUGAAUAUCAUUGUACAUUUAAUUUUACAGAAAAAACUCUGUUGACUUGUAUCGAUUUAUUGUAUGCCGAUGAAAAUUUACAACAAUGUCCACAAAAUUUAUUAUUCUACGAUGAUUUAUUAAAUGGAAUGAUGUUUCUCGGUUUGCCGGAUGAAUAUUUUAUUAAAAUUUUAAUAUUAUUACGUACGAAAUUAUUAUCGUUAACAGGUGACGUGGAAAAACGUCAUUUGAUAGCGUCAGUAGCAAAAUCACAAUUGAAUGAUAAAUUUCGAAAAGCAUUUCUUGCCCGUUCACUUUGUUUAAUUAACGAUCGGAGUGAAUUUAAUUGUGGAAUUAAACAUAUCUACAUAGAUAGUCGAUCGUAUUAUGAUUCAAAUCGACACACAAUUGUAUUGAAUGGCAGUGGAGAUAAUCGAUUGACAUAUAAAGGAAUAAUAUUUCAAGCUAAUGCACAAUUUUCAACAGAUUGCGCAUCGUUUUGGUUUACGUGUCAGCGUGCUUUUCGCUCGUUUAAUGUAUUACGUGCCCGACUAGCAACACUUUAUGUAUAUGAUGGCAUAAGUCAAACAAUAGUCGAACGUAUACCCAAUCCGGAUUGUAAACAAAUGGGUUAUCAAUUGAGAUUGCCACGAGGAAAAUUAGUUUUGAGUAAUUUUCUUAUGAAUUGUUAUCAAGUUGUUGUUAAGCAAACAUUUCCAUUAAGUGAACAUGUUGCAUUUAAUUUUGUUAUUGAAUUAAUUCGAGAUUAA